AUGCAUGAUUCUGAGGCUAGUACUAGAAUUGUUAUUAAACGAUUAAAGGAACUCUUUAUUCCUGGAAGCGAUAAAAAUAAAGAUACUGAUACUGGUGACACUAAUAAUAAAUCAAACCCAGUAGCGACUCAAGAAGACAAAGAAGACGAAGAUACAAAGAAAAUGAAUAAAAUUGUGGGCGAACGAUGGGAGAGAAUUAAGAAUCUUACUCACCGAUCAAAUAAAAGAUCAUCACCAUCCAGUUCUAAUAACAAUGGUGCAGUCGAUGAUGAGAAAAAGGAUGAAAACUCACAAUCACCGCCAUUAAAGAAAUUUAAAACAGAUUUAGUCCCAUCUGCUAGCUGGUUCGCUUAUACAUCAUCACAGCCCAACGAUAACAGUGAUAAUAAUAAUGGUAUUAUUAACAAUAGCAGUAGCAGCUACAAACCCAAAGUCUUUAGAAUUAAUG
Molecule: messenger RNA, 448 nt
Organism: Entrophospora candida
Lineage: Eukaryota; Fungi; Glomeromycota; Glomeromycetes; Entrophosporales; Entrophosporaceae
Source: the annotation of a GenBank genome assembly